AUGGACCACCUGGAAGAAGGGUCCACGUGCCUCACGAGCCCCUCGACUCUCGGCACCAAAACGGUUGCCGGAGACUGCAGAGCCGCCGCCGAUAACGUCCACCGUGCAGAUUUUUCCCACGCACACGCAAUCUUUAUCCGGCGAGGCGUGAUCGCAGCUCCAGAGGGUGAUGGAGCUCUCUCCGGUGGAUUUCAGGGCGGCGAGGGCGUCGGCGACAGUGGCGGAGGAAGCGGGAAGGUAGCUGAGCGGCGGCUUGCCAAGGCAGAGGUCGGCCACCUGAUAAGCCAAGAGCUGAACUGCCAUGCAAAGGGGGAAAAGCAAAGGGGAAAUUAUGAAGCGGAGAAGGCAAUGAAAAUGUGUGUGUCUCAGAAAGUGAAGAGUGUGAAGUGUGAAUACGAAAUUGGUGUAACGAAAUAUACGGAUUCAUACCUUGAGCUGUCUCUAAUGUCGGAAUUUGCCACAAUUAGCCACGUGGACGGUAGCAGG
Striga asiatica is the source of this 486-nucleotide messenger RNA. The record is from the annotation of a GenBank genome assembly. NCBI's taxonomy places the organism in Eukaryota, Viridiplantae, Streptophyta, Magnoliopsida, Lamiales, Orobanchaceae.